Molecule: messenger RNA, 996 nt
Organism: Paramecium octaurelia
Lineage: Eukaryota; Ciliophora; Oligohymenophorea; Peniculida; Parameciidae
Source: the annotation of a GenBank genome assembly
AUGUGUUUUGUUGAAGCUGCUGUGACAUUUACAGAGUGGGAAUCAUCAUUAAUUAAUAAUUAUAAGUACUUUUUUAGUAUUAUAUUUAUUUAAGAGAGAAAAAAUCUUCAGGAGGGCGAGUUAAUAAAUAUAAUAAUUGUGGAAUAAACAAAUAUUGACCACAGUAUUCUCAUUGAUUACUACCUGACCCUUGACGAACGACAGAUCAUUUGGCCUGAAAUUUAAUUACGAUUUCAUGAGCCCAUUGUUUUGCUUCAGAUUUUUAAAUUUUGAAUGUGAAUGGAUUUUUAAAUCUGCAAUUAUAUAAAGCAGGUAUUUAUGUAUAAAUAACAUAAUAGCAUCUAUUUAACAUCCUUUUACAAUUUAAAGGCUUUUCUCCUUUAAGAGGCGAAACUUUAUCAUAUUUUUCCUUGAGUUCCUUAUUGGAGAACUCCUCUACUAACUCAAAACCUUGAAAGAAUAUCAGAAUUUUGAUGGAAUUCUGCAUUUGUAUGUUAUACUUGCAUCAAAAGGAAAUCAUUUAUCGUGACAUCAAACCUGAAAACAUCCUUCUCAACUUAUUUGGACAUAUUCACAUAUCUGAAAUUCAUACUCUCUAAAGUCACAAACCAUUCUUAAAGUUUAAAUGGAUCUAAAAAAUACAUUAAUCCUGAAAUGCCACUCAAACUGGAAACAAAAUACAAGUCGAUCAUAAUUCUUCUGAAACCUACUCAACAUACUUGUUAUCAUUUCUGUAGCAAAAAGACUAAAAAAUUCUAUGACUCUAUACUCAAUGAAUAAUUCACAUUCCGACAAUUUCUAAGUCAAAUAAAUCAAAGAUUAUUAGCCAAAGAACCUAAUAAAAGAUUAGGAGUGCAUAUAGGAGACAAAGAAAUCCUUCAACUUAAAUGGUUUAAGAAAGUCAAUCUGACACAUCCUAAUGAAACGAUUGAAUCCUCCAAAAAUCUGAUAUUUAGAAUUUAAAUUUCGAAAUUAAACUUUAAAAUUUGGAAUUGA